UAAAUUAAUGUUUUCAUAUAAUUCCAGAUUUUAUAAAUAGGAACUUUAUAAACAAACAAUGGCUGAAAAACUCGAAGAUUUGAAUUUACCACUCACAGUUGUAACUAGAAUCGUAAAAGAAGCUCUUCCCAGUGGUGUAUCGAUUUCAAAAGAGGCGCGAACUGGCCUCGCUAAGGCGGCUUCAGUUUUUGUACUUUAUGUGACUUCAGCAGCUACAAAUAUUGUUAAGAACAAAAAAAGGAAGGCUCUCACUGGGCAGGAUGUAAUAGAUGCUAUGAAAGACAUAGAGUUUGAUAGAUUUGUGGAACCUUUAGGAGAAGCUCUGGAACAUUACAAGACCAUGGCUUCGGCACGAAAAUCCGCUUCUAUGAAGAAAAAAGAUGAACAAGAAGACGCUGAGGUUAUAGAAGACGAUUGAAUACUACUGCGACUUGAGUUUAAAAUGUAUAGUGGCGCUUAGUGGUGUAUAUUCAGAAACUGUGCUGAAAAACUAUAUGAAAUAAGUUCAAAGAACCAAUGCCUGUGUUACAAAAGUGAUAAAUGUUUAAAUGAAACAAGUUUCCCAUGAACAUUCACAACAAUUACCUUGCAAUAAUUAAUCAGUUGGUAAUAAUGUAUGAAGUGUUUUAAAAUUAAAUAAACUUUUAUUAAAAACAAGUAAACUUCAAAAGCAUCCCAAAAUGAAUUGUGUCCACUUACUUUUACAUCAGUAAAUUAACUACAAUUAAAACUUAGAACUUCUCAAAAUUUGUUUUUGCAAUUUGCUAAAAUUAAAAGUAUUUUAUUUGAUUUAUUACUGAUAUUUUUCUAAA
Molecule: messenger RNA, 812 nt
Organism: Bombyx mandarina (wild silkworm)
Lineage: Eukaryota; Metazoa; Arthropoda; Insecta; Lepidoptera; Bombycidae
Gene: Chrac-14
Product: DNA polymerase epsilon subunit 3 Chrac-14
Source: RefSeq, a predicted model, not a curated record